Messenger RNA from Pyrgilauda ruficollis (rufous-necked snowfinch), 4133 nucleotides. It is a transcript of the gene CDKN1B, whose product is annotated as cyclin dependent kinase inhibitor 1B. The record is from RefSeq and is a predicted model, not a curated record. Gene Ontology annotation, biological process: G1/S transition of mitotic cell cycle; regulation of cell cycle; negative regulation of cell population proliferation. Gene Ontology annotation, cellular component: cytoplasm; nucleus. The transcript is spliced from 2 exons. NCBI's taxonomy places the organism in Eukaryota, Metazoa, Chordata, Aves, Passeriformes, Passeridae. Bases 2184 to 3263 code for a protein of 359 amino acids. Gene Ontology annotation, molecular function: cyclin-dependent protein serine/threonine kinase inhibitor activity; protein-folding chaperone binding.
UCCCUUUAGGGUCUGGCAUUAGGAUGCAAGUAAGGGAAAGAAGGGGUGACCGAGUGUCUAUCCCGCAGCUAAGGGGGUGGGGAGGGGGCUUAGAGCCCCUGUGGGCUCGCCGAGGGGUGUUUUCUCCGAGGAAGGGUGGCUUUCCCCGAGCGCUCGGCAAUGGGUGUGUGUUGGAGGGUGGGGAGUGGGAGGCGCAGGGCUUGAAAAGAACAAAACAAGGAGCGAAGCCCAGCCUGGGCUCGGCAGCGUCAGGGGGCUGGGGCAGGGGCUGCGGUGGGACUGACCCUGCCUUUCUGCGGGAUGGGCACCGGGGACAGGGAGAGCCCUUUCCCAAGGACCGUGCGGGUGCAGGGACGGAGCUGGAAGCGCGGCUGGUGCAUCAUGUCAGAUGCCAGCGGAUUUCGGGGGGCUUCCCCUGUCCCCCGCCCCCGGGGCUGUUUCACCUCCAGUGUCAGCCUUGCCGUCGCAUGUCGCGGCCACCUCGCACUGCUGGAGAAAUAAGUCAAGAAGCUGGGUUUAAGGGGAAUCCGGGCACUUUCUCAAAAUCCGAGCAAUGCGAGAGCAGAGGAUGUGCGCGUCCUCGUUCGUCGGGUGCGGCGGGCGGCGAUGAAGAGAGGAAGAUGUAAAGUUGUAGUGGGAAAGGAAAAAAAUACAUAUCCUCGAUCUCCGGGAGAUGGAGGUCCUGUACAAGCACUGAAAAACAAAACAAAACAAAAACCAGCAACAAAACAACAGCAACAAAAACAAUAACACUAAAUUUUAGGCACUCUUAAAAGACCUGCCUCUAAAAGCAUUGGAUGUAGCAUUGUGCAAUUAGGUGUUUCCUUAUUUGCUUCAUUGUACUACCUGUGUAUAUAGUUUUUACCUUAUGUAGCACAUAAAACUUGUUGGGAGGGGGGAGGGACUGGAAGAGGGUGACUGAUUGGAACUUGCUUUCACAAUCUAGCAAGCCAAGAAAUCCAUGAAGAGAAGCAGUGUAGGUUUUUUAUUACUUAAAGAUGUAUUGUCCCUUUAAGUGGGUCCACAGUGUUUUUUCUUUCUUUUUUUUUUUUUUUUUUUUUUUUUUUUUUUUUUUUUUAAUUUUUUAAGGUUUUUUUUUAAUAUAUCAUCAUGGUAACUGCUCAGAGCAGAUUACUGUGAAAUUUCUUCCUACAGCAUUGAACUGAAGAGGUGGGAGCUGUGAUGAUUCCGUUAUGUAGUAGCAGAAGUUCCCCACCUUCCCACCCCACCAAAUCCACAUACCAAAACUGAUAGCCUGUAAAAAGUUGUGUAAAAUCAUCCCCUGAUUACAUUGCCUGAUUAUUAUUUUUUUUUUAAACCUAAUCUGGAAGGCUUUUGCUCUGAAUCUGGAAUAUUGUUGUUUUCUGAUCUGACCCACUUCCUGAAGUGUUUGUCUGUGAGAGGAAAAGGGAUACUACAUCUUUAAACAGUAUUUCUACGUUGCCUGUGUACCUGUAUGUAAAAAUAAAAAAAAAAAAGUUUGAAGUGUACCUGUGUACAUAACUCUGUAAAGACACUGAGAAAUUAUACUAACUUAUUUAUGUUAAAAGAUUUUUUUUUAAUCUAGAAGACAAUAUUUUUUCCCCAUAAAGCCAAAGUGGCGUGGUUUUGUGCAUUUGUAAAUGCUCUAUUUGGUAGACUUUUUAGAGGGUUUUUUUCAGUUUGUUUUUUUUCUCUUUUUUUCUUUUUUUUUUUUUUUCUCAUAAUUAAUAUGGCUGUGCUUAAAAGAUUGCAGACUGAGCCAAUUAAAAUUUUUUUUGUAAUGUGUGGGGAAAAAAAAAUCCAGAUUGAUAUUGUUUCACAUCAAGCAAUCAAUAAAGAAAACUGCCAUAUAUAAGAAAUAUGGUCUUCAUUAGUGUGUGUUUCAACAUCCCUCAGCCUGGCGCAGGAGGAAAUAAGACUGCAAGAAAUAACAGUUUUCCUUUGAGCAUCCAUCUCUUCACGGGUCUCUGGUGGAGAUGAAAGUAAAGGAUGCAGCACCCUUAGUGCCACGAUGCCAUUUCUUCAUGGAAGUGUGCUCAGGCAUUGGAACGGGCUGCCCCGGGCAGUGGCGGAGUGACCAUCCCGGGAGGGAUUUCAAAGUGCCUGUGGAUGUGGCACUUCGGGACAGCGUUUAGUGCUGGGUUAACAGCUGGAUUCAGAAGAGGGCUUUUCCAACAUAAAAAUGCUUCUGAGUCUCCUCUAUGGUAAUUGGGAAUGAUGUGCCCUCUUCGUGUAAAAGAGCGGAAUUUCCUGUGUCAAAAUAUUUUUGGGGUUUGGGGUGGGGUUGGGGUUUUUUUGAGAGAGAAGAGGUAUUUCGAGGUAUUUCUUGCACUCUGACUCCUAAGGCUUCAAACUCGAGCCCUAAAGAGCACCUUCCGGGCGGCCAUCGGAGAGCCAGCGCAUCCGCGGUAUUCCCGAGCUUGUCCCUCGGUGCCUCGCUGCCGGGCCCCGCCGGUGACCGGAGCCCCGGGGCAUCUUCCCCGUGCGGCCGCUCGUGGCUAUCAAAGAUGGCGCCUCGCACGCCCCGGGCCCGGCAGAUGCCGCCGGAGGCACCGGCCGCGCUCCGCCGGGGCCGCGCCGGGCCGGGCGCCGGCGGACACGGGCAGGGCUGGCACCGCACGGUGCAGGAGGGGAUGCCCGCGGUGCGGGGGAUGGCGGGGGCUGCCCGGCCCUGCCCGCCACGCCCGCCAAGGUGCGAGCGGACCUCGCCGCCCGGGGAUGCGGGGGAGCAGCGUUCUCAGCCGCAGGGCUUGCGAGGAAUAAAUAAACACGUAAAAGAACACAGAACGGGGGCGGAGGGGGAGCACAGCUCCCUGCGAGGCUCGCCAGGGUCCAACCCCCUCCCCGGUGCAACGCGAUCCUGUUGUUUAUCCCGGCCGCGCCCGGGCUCGCCCUCGCUCCGAAAGCUCCCCGAGAACGCCGGCAUGUGCCGGGCCGGCGCUGGGGAGGGACGGCGAGAGGGGGCGAGACCCCGGCUGCCAGCCCCACUUCAGUGUGGGCCCCGACUCGGGCAGGGCCGGGCGGAGGGGCCGGAGUGGGUACGGCCGGCGCUGCCCGUGCCCUGCUCCGGCGGCUGCGGGGAUCGCUGGACACACCGCCGUCCGCCCCGGGCGCGCUCCGUGCCCGCCCUCCUGCCCCACGCACAGCGACUGCAGCCGCCCCGGCGGGGCUGCGCAACCCAGCCCGCUAAACGUGGAAAACACUCGCGAAGAUUUAGAAAAAAAAAAAAAAAAACAACACCCAAAAACAAAAAGCCAAAAAACAAAACCCAAAACCCGUGAUGUUUUUCUUUUUCUUUUUUUUUUUUUUUUUUUUCCGCCAGCACGAACAAAGUGAUCUCGGUGGAAAAUAAAUAGCGGCGCCUCCCCGAGCCGGCCUAUCCCCGCAGCCGGCGCAAGCCAAACCCCCCCGGGCGGGGGACAGGGGCAGGGCGGGGCUGCAGCCCCCGGGCCGGGGAGGGAAGUGGCGGGCGGGGUUCAUGCCGCUCCUCCGUCACGUAGGGUUGGGAUGUGCCCUCUGACCGCCCCCCCCCCGCUAUUACUUUGAAUAUUUUUUUUUCUUUUUCGUCGCUGCUGUCCUUGUUGCCGCGACCGAUCGAUGCCGCUUCUCUGCCUGGGGAGCAGCCCAGGGCCGCCGCUUCUACCGGGGGCCCGCCCGCCGCUAUCGCAACAGCGCCGGGGGAGCGCCGCGCCCGCCCCCGCCUCCUCCUCCUCCUCCUCCUCCCCCGGUGACCCCCGGGGGAUGCGCGGGGCCGGAGACAGAGGGGGCACAUUCCCCGCCGCCCCGCCCGGAGCCAGUGGGGCAGGGCGGCCACGGCUCGGACCCGCCCCGUGCCCCCUCCCUCGGGGGCCGCUUGUGGCUCUUGCACGGCCGCAGCCCCGCGGGGAACUGGAGACGGGGCCGUGCCCGCGCGGCGGGGGCACAUUUUUAAAUUUUAUUUCCCCCCUCUCCCUUUCUCCUCUCCGCCGCAACGUUUCCUCCUCGGGCGGCUGGAGGCAACCUUGCCUCGCUGCUUUGGUGCGGCUGGCAGCGCUCCGCGGGCCGGGCGGGGCGGCAGCGGGGGAAGGGCAGGGCGGAGCGCGGCCCGCCCCGUCUGAUGCAACCGCGCUGCCGCCCCGCGGGGUGCGCACGCAGCGCCCGCCUCCCCCUCU